Molecule: messenger RNA, 4835 nt
Organism: Pecten maximus
Lineage: Eukaryota; Metazoa; Mollusca; Bivalvia; Pectinida; Pectinidae
Product: piwi-like protein 1
Exons: 20
Coding region: 113-3007 (964 amino acids)
Biological process (GO): regulatory ncRNA-mediated gene silencing
Cellular component (GO): P granule
Molecular function (GO): piRNA binding; protein binding
Source: RefSeq, a predicted model, not a curated record
CAAAUAAACAUUGAAAACGAGGCUUAGCGCGAGUAGAGGUUUUGAUUUGCUGCAGUUGUAACAAAGUUUGUGAAAUGAAGUUAUGUUAAUGUAGAAGUUUGAUCUGAAAAAGAUGGCGUCUGGAGGAUAUGGGCGAGGAGGACGCGGUGCUGCCCUUCUUCAAGCCCUAAAUGCACCUGCACGUAAGCCUGGAGGAACAGAGGAGAGGCAGGCUCCUACAAUGCAGUCCCAGUCUGGUAUACAACAGACCCAGCCACAACAGCAUGAGCAAUCUGUAGCAAGUCCGCCACCACCUGCCAUGCCUAUUGCCAGAGGUAGAGGUGCAUUGGGACUUCUGGCAUCAGCUGCAGGAAGAGGAAUCCUGCCCCCUAAAGCACAACCUUCAGCAGGGACACCAGCAGGAGCAACCCCAUCAGAAGCAAAUGUUCAACCAAGAGGAGUAGAAGCUCUAUUUAGACUCACGUCUGGAAGAGGUGGAAUGAUGGCUUCAGCUGCAGCCAAUGGUGGACGACAACCUGGCCAUGUCCAGUCUGUACAACAGUCGCCCCCACAGAAGCCGCAACCAGCCAAUGUCCAUCAGUCUCCUCCUACAAUGCCACCCCAACAGGCAACAGUCAAGGCUCCUGCCCCAGUGGCAGGUAUGGGCCAGACCUCUGCAGUGUCUGGUGAAAAAGCGCCACUCACCAGCAGAUUUGGAAGCAUGUCAUUGGAUCGUGAGGAGGUUGUUCACAGACCUGGCUCUGUGGGAAAGCCCUUGCCUUUGUCUGCAAAUUAUAUCAGGCUACGGUGUCUCAACCCUGGGGUGUACCAGUAUCAUGUAGAUUUCAGUCCACAAGUGGAUUCCAAGAAUAUGAGAUUCAAAAUGAUGAGUGAGCUGAGGGAUAUCAUAGGAAGUACAAAGGCUUUUGAUGGUAGCAUUCUCUAUCUGCCAAUCAAACUGCCAAGUCAGGAGACAGUGGCACAUUCCAAACGCCUCACGGACAAUGUAGACAUCACAAUCACAAUCAGACAGACCAAGGUGGUAGCUCCAGAGGCCUGUGUACCACUCUACAACAUCAUCUUCAGGAAGAUAAUGAGAAUUCUGGAGAUGGUUGAAGUUGGUAGAUAUUUCUAUAACCCAAAGACGCCGUCAGCAGUCCCACAACACAAGUUGGAGGUAUGGCCAGGCUACAUCACCUCUGUGUGUGAAAACGAAGGUGGAUUAAUGUUACUUGCUGACGCUAGUCAUAGAGUGCUUCGGACCGAAACAGUCCUCCAAAUGUUGCACAGCAUUCUUCAAAGGAACCCACAGAGCUUCCAUGAUGUUUGCAAUCGCACCUUGAUAGGGACAAUUAUCCUCACCCGAUACAACAAUAAAACGUAUCGAGUUGAUGACAUCCUUUGGGAUAAAAAUCCACAGCACACAUUUACUUGUGCCAGUACAGGAGAAUCAACAACAUUUAUAGAGUACUACAAGAAGGCGUACAACAAGAACAUUUUAGACCAUGAACAACCUCUUCUACUUCACAGACCGAAAAGGAAAACUUUACCAGGGGGCAAAGAAGCAAAAAGUGAAGCUAUUUGUCUGAUUCCCGAGUUAUGCUAUGGCACAGGUCUGACAGAUGAACUCCGAAAUGACUUCAAAGUAAUGAAGGACCUUGCAUGUCACACUCGAGUCACACCAAACCAGAGAAACCUGACAAUGAAGAAAUUCAUCAACAGUGUGAAUAGAAAUCCAGAUGCUAAAAAGGAACUGUCAAACUGGGGAUUGGAGCUGAUGGAUGACACUCUGAGCAUGGACGGUAGACAGCUUCCGCCAGAAAAGAUAAUAUAUGGAAAUUACACGGGUUCAGCUGGUCCUAAUGCUGACUGGGGUCGCGAUGCUACUAGACAACAUGUGAUAACAGCUGUGCCUCUUAAGAACUGGGUUGUGCUAUACACCAAGCGAGAUGGGACUAAAGCAUCAAACUACAUCAAACAGAUGCUCCAGUGCUGUCCUCAGAUGGGUAUUGAAUGUCAACCUCCAGUUCGGUUUGAGUUACAUGAUGACCGAACAGAGACUGUCAUCAGGACACUGAGGGAAAACAUUAACCCAUCUAUUCAGAUGGUUGUGAUUAUCUGCCCAACUAGUCGAGAUGAUCGGUAUUCAGCAAUCAAGAAAUUGUGCUGUGCAGAAUGCCCUGUUCCUUCUCAGGUCAUCAUUGCCAAAACCAUCAUGAGAGAGGACAAGUUAAGGAGCGUUACACAGAAGAUUGCCCUGCAGAUCAACUGUAAGAUGGGAGGAGAACUCUGGGCAUUAGAAAUUCCAAUGAAAAAACUGAUGGUGAUCGGGAUUGAUGUUUAUCAUGAUGCUGCCAAGGGUAAGAGGUCCAUCGCAGGAUUUGUGGCUAGUACCAACCCCCAAUGUACCACAUGGUAUAGCCGAGUCUGCUUUCAGAUGCCAGGCCAAGAACUGGUAGAUGGCCUCAAACUAUGCCUCAUCUCCGCCAUCAGAAAGUACCAUGAAGUUAACCAUGUGUUCCCGGAGAAGAUCAUUGUAUUCAGGGAUGGUGUGGGUGAUGGACAGCUCCAGUAUGUGUCUGGUCAUGAAGUGGAACAGCUGAAGGGCUGCUUCAGCCAGUUUGGAGAGGAUUACCAGCCACGUCUGGGAGUAGUUAUUGUCCAGAAACGUAUCAAUACAAGGAUAUUCCUCAAGGGUCACCGUGAGAUGGAAAAUCCACCCUCAGGAACAGUAGUAGAUCACACCAUCACAAGGAGGGAAUGGUAUGAUUAUUUCCUUGUGUCACAGCAUGUGAGACAGGGCACCGUGUCUCCUACCCAUUACAUAGUGGUCCACGACAACACAAACCUCAAACCAGACCACAUGCAGAGACUGUCCUACAAAAUGACACAUUUGUAUUAUAACUGGCCAGGAACUGUCCGUGUACCAGCUCCUUGUCAGUAUGCCCACAAACUUGCUUACCUCGUGGGACAGAACAUCCACAAAGAACCUGCACCAGAACUGUCAGACAGACUUUUCUUCUUGUAAAUGUCAAUCCAUUUCUUAUCGGAGAGCAGCUUAAUGAGUUAAUACUCAUCUUCAUUUAGGAGAGCAUGCAAGAAGCAUGAAUGACACCAAAUAUAUCCAGAUUCAUGAUUUUAAUGUAUCCCAAUUCAGUGAUAAAAUGGUAGCAGUUUGCUGUAGAUGAACAUUGCUAUAGGUUGAUGCGACUCAUCACAUUGAAUUUUCUACACAAAGUGUUUUCCAAGACUGAGCAGAAUUUACAUGUACAGAGUUCUGUUUGUGCUUUAUGAUGCAUUCAAUUGGUAAGGUUGUGUGGGGUUUCAUAAAUACUGGGUAUGUUUAUUUUUGACAAGCUGUGUUAGUUGGGACAAAUCUGAAAACAAUUUUCUUUGUGCAAUUUACAUAAUUAUUUAGACUUCACCUAUAAGGCUAGGUGAUGCUCUUGUUGAUCUCAUUGAGGAAAAAAAAACCAAAAACAACAGCAUUGAAAUAAUUCAUUUACAACUAUGUUAUUAGUAGCUGUGUGCCUGGUAAAGUACAGUUGCAUAAGGCUGUGGUGCUAUUUAAAUGUAAUACAGAAAACGUCACAACUAAAUCCCUUAUUUCUCAGGUGAAUUUAUUUCUAAACGAUUUGUUUGACAUUCCUCAACUACAUAUUUUAUUCAGGCAUCCAUAGAUUUGGUUGAAUAAGAAUAUGUCUUUCAUGUUUAUGAAUGUUGAAUAUGUUUGAUGUAGUAGAUUAACUUCAUGCCUUUUUUUCUGAGGAGCAAUGUUUGUAAUGUAAAUUUGGUGUAUGUCAUUGUUGUGAUAUCACAAGUUACCAGUGUUCGUACAUAUCUACUGGGAGGGCUAUUCCAAUAGGAUAAAACAUGGUUAUAACCAAUCUCGAGGGAACAAACAGUCCACUUUGCUAUUCAUAUUAACCUUAACAAAUCAAUGUUCAAAACUGAUACAAAUUUUAUUAAAGUAUCAACUUUGAUAUCUCUCUAUUAAUCAUAAAAAAGUAGAUAAGUUGAUAAGAUUGUGGCGGCCAUCAGUCAGGGCUGAGGAGUCAAAAGUCAGAAAUUGGUUCAUAUUGACACUUUCUUGUCAUAGCAGUUGUCUUGUCAUAGCAGUUUGAAUUGUAAAGUUAUACCCGUUCAAUUUGGUGGUUAUCUGUCAUUGAUAUUAAGUUUAAAAUUACAUAUGACCACUUUUAAAAUAAUGGCUUGUGUUCAAAUCUAUAACCCAUGAACAGAUUUGGUUUUAUGUUUACACCAGACUUCUGCUGAUUAAACAUGGUUAAUACGAGCAUUCAACAGAUCUACUGUAAGUUAUACUUUUUGAUACUCAACUAUAUGAACAGUCUGGCGUAGUGAUAUGACUUAGACUUUAGUGCUUUGUAAUCUCAAAUAUGGUAGCAGCGUUUGCAACAGUAAUAUAACCAUGAAAUAUUUAGGGUGAGAAAAAUAUACUUGAAAGCACUCGUCCCUCUCACUUCUAAAUUUCAAUUAAAAAAAGAAACAACAACACAAAACCUGUGUAAAUAUGUUUUCAAUGUUUUAAUCAUUAUAUAAUUUGAGCUGCGGUUUUGUGAACCUUUUUUUUUAUAUAUAAAAAACAGUUGAUCAUUCGCUUCACAAUAGCGACAUUUAAACUGAUGUCUACAGGCCUCAUAGGAAAUAACAAACAGGUUCUAAGCAGUAAAAUCUGUUUUUGGACUUGGAUUUAGAUAAAGUUUAAUCAUGUAUUCGCCUGUGAUACUUCAUUGUAUCGGAUAUUAGACUAUACAAAAACGAGAUAUAAAAGUGUGUAUAUAUAUAUAUAGAACUGAGACUCGCUAGUGUUCAAAUAUUCUCAUUCUUAAUGUCUU